Glycine soja is the source of this 2497-nucleotide messenger RNA. Its product is annotated as WEB family protein At2g40480-like. The coding region runs from base 509 to 2179 and encodes 556 amino acids. The transcript is spliced from 2 exons. The record is from RefSeq and is a predicted model, not a curated record. NCBI's taxonomy places the organism in Eukaryota, Viridiplantae, Streptophyta, Magnoliopsida, Fabales, Fabaceae.
UAAUACGUCGUCGUUUCCAUGCACGAAAAAUCAAAAAAAGAAUGUUUUUGCCUUUUUUUUUCCUAACCGCUAAUCACGCUCAAAAUCACCCACACCACAAUCUCAGCCUCAGCAAAAUCCUCUGACGUGGCGCAUCCUCAUUGGUCACACUUCACAACACGUAACCACAACAAAAAAAACCAAAACCUUUGCAUUUUCUUCCUGACCAACCACACCAUAGUCCACACCGUAACUCCACGUUACCAUCCCCACCCUAUCAUCCACCCCCUCAGAAGCGCUUUCCGCCACCGCUCCUCCUUUUUUUCUUUUUUUUCUCUCUUUUCCGCUUUCCCCUUUCGCUUGUAGUGUGGCCCCGCGACACCAUCAUCACGCACCCUUCCUUCCUUGACCUCGGUAUUGCAAUAAAUCACACAAAUGGGUGCUUCAAAAAAGUCAAAGCUCGAACCUUUAUGUUGCUUUAGCUCUCAAUGCUUCUCUGAAACCCGCGUUCCCAUUGCUCUUUGCGCCAAUGGCCGAGUCGUCUCCGCCGGCAACGCCGGAACUGAAACCCGAGCUCGGUAUCGGAUCCGGGUCGGGUCGGAAACCGGGAAUAAGGAGAGUGGGUUUGAGAGCUGAAAUUGAUACUUCGCCGCCUUUUGGGUCUGUCAAGGAAGCGGUGACCCGUUUCGAAACAACCGGACCUUGGAUUCCCUUUUACAAUUUUGGAGAGGCUUAUAACAGUGCUGAAGACUUUGACAUAAAGAGAGUGGAGGAGGAAGCAGCGAAGUUGGAAAAGGAUUUGAUAGUGAAAGAACUCGAAACUCUUGACGUGCUUGAGGAACUGGGAGCUACCAAAGCAAUUUUGGAGGAAUUAAAGAAGCAGCUACAAUCAGAAGCAUUGAAUUGUUUUGCAACUCCGGGUGGGAAUUCAUGUGAACAGAUUGGAGUUCCUGUUAAAAAUUGUGUGAAUGAUAUUAACAAUGAGGAGCAGGCAUUACAAUGUAGGAGCCCGUGGGCUACUUUAUCACCUGAUCUGUUCAUGAUGGAGUUAAGACAAGCUAAAAUGAGCCUUGGUAAAACUAUAAGUGAUCUCAGGGCGAUACAGUCUUCUGUUGAAGCUUUGAAUAAGAAGAUGAAGAAGGAUAGGCUUUUUGUUGAGAGGACCCGUGAGAAGCUAGCAUCAAAGUUUGCUGCUGUAUCUGCUCAAGAAGUGGCCAGAAAAGAAGCAAGGUUAACUCCACCUGAAGCUACUGUAGGAACAAGUUGCACUUGUCAUCAUCUCCUAAAUGUUGGGAGGAGUUUCAAAUUUGAUACUGGACAGUCAAAUGGAAUGAGUGAAACAAGAAUAUCUGAAGUUUCAAGGCCCUUGCCUGAGUUUGGAGAGAAUGGAUUUAGUAUUAAGACUGCUGAGAUGAGGUGGUUUGCGGCUAAAAAGAUGGAAGAAGCCGCAAUAGCAGCAGAAGCUGUUGCUCUUGCUGAGAUUGAGGCUCUAUGCAGCCCUGAGAUAUCAUCAGAAUUUGCUCCUCCAGAAUGUCAGAAAAUGCCAUUUGCCAUAGGGGAGUGCUCUCCUCUGCACCCCAUAGUUCAAAUUCCUCAAGAGUCAACCUUGAAGAAGGUGAUAGAUUCCAAGUUCCAAGUUGACAAAAUAGGUUCUUCUAAAUUGACUAUUUUGAAAAAAUUAGAGGAAGCAACAGAAGAAGUUAUACGCAGCAAACAAGUCUUGACUGAGGCAUUAAACAGUGUUGAAAGUGCAAACAGAAAGCAACAUGCUGCUGAAGAGGCACUUCGGAGAUGGAUUCCUCAGGAUGAUCUAAUAGGUCAGCCAGUGGAUAACUAUGUUAAGCCCAAGAAGUUCGAUCAAUCUGGAAAUUGUCAUGAUUGUCCUCUACCGGAUGUAACCAGGUCGAUUACAAUGAACAACGAUCCGAAGCCGAUCUUAAUGUCUUCAGUUUCAAUGAGAGAUGUACUUAGCAAAAAGCAAGUUCCUGAAGAAUAUACUACAACUAAGGAGAUGGAAGAGCACUCUGAAAGAAAGGUAGCAUUGAGUCAAAUGCUUCGAGCAUUGAGGCAGGAUCAAACUCUGCCUACAAUACCAGAGAAAGAUGGGAGCAAUCAAAGGCAGUUCAUAGCACAGAGGAAAAAAAUUGGAUUCAUCCAAAUAUCACUUCCCUUGGGAAAGCGAAGCAAGAAAAAGGCAUGAAUUUAAUCCUAUUUCCUAUGCAUGGAUCAAUAUCCACAAUUCAUGCAUCAGUGUCUUGCCAUUCUUUAUUGAUUCUAAUGUUAUGUCUUCUUUGUAAAGUCAUACAGAAUUUAUGACUGAUUUUGUAAAAUACUCAUAUAGUGAGAUAAGGCUAUUGUUGUGGUUGUUUGGUUUUGUAAACUAAGUUUUUCCUGUGUGAUUGCUCACUUUAUGCAACUGGCCUAUGCUUUAACGAGCUAGUAGAUUUUACUGUUGUUGAUUGUUAGGAUUGAUCCACUCUAUCCCUCUCCCCAGUAAAGUACUAUGUUCUUCAAUGUU